AUGGCCGUUAGCGCAGAGUACAGGAAGAGAGUGCACUGGGACUGCAGGGCAGGCAGGGCAGCAUGGCAUCUCAUUGGGGCCCAAGGACGCUUAAGCAGGCACAUUCAGCUCAGGGAUAGAGAGGGACAGCAGAGGGACAGCCGGCAAGAACAGCCACUCAUGCGUCAUUUGGGGUCCAAGGGACCCGACGCCCCACUUGCUGCUCCCCCUGCUCCUCCCCCUCCGCCGCCACCCCCCCCGUUCCCCCCUGCAGCAGCGGGGGCAGCGCCCCCCAGGCGACCACGGGUAUUCGCUCCGUCUGUCAGUCCCUCGCUCCCUCCCUCGCCUCGCUCCCUCCCUCGCCUCGCUCCCUCCCUCGCCUCGCUCCCUCCCUCGCCUCGCUCCCUCCCUCGCCUCGCUCCCUCCCUCGCCUCGCUCCCUCCCUCGCCUCGCUCCCUCCCUCGCCUCGCUCCCUCCCUCGCCUCGCUCCCUCCCUCGCCUCGCUCCCUCCCUCGCCUCGCUCCCUCCCUCGCCUCGCUCCCUCCCUCGCCUCGCUCCCUCCCUCGCCUCGCUCCCUCCCUCGCCUCGCUCCCUCCCUCGCCUCGCUCCCUCCCUCGCCUCGCUCCCUCCCUCGCCUCGCUCCCUCCCUCGCCUCGCUCCCUCCCUCGCCUCGCUCCCUCCCUCGCCUCGCUCCCUCCCUCGCCUCGCUCCCUCCCUCGCCUCGCUCCCUCCCUCGCCUCGCUCCCUCCCUCGCCUCGCUCCCUCCCUCGCCUCGCUCCCUCUCUCCCUCCCUCUCCCUCUCCCUCCCUCCCUCCGUCCCUCCCUCUCCCUCCCUCCCUCUCCCUCUCCCUCCCUCCCUCCCUCCCUCUCCCUCUCCCUCCCUCCCUCUCUCCCUCCCUCCCUCCCUCUCUCCCUCCCUCCCUCCCUCCCUCCCUCCCUCCCUCCCUCCCUCCCUCCCUCCCUCCCUCCCUCCCUCCCUCCCUUCCUCCCUCCCUCCCUCCCCCUCUACCCUCCCCAGCUUCCCUCCCCUCCUCCCCUCCCCUCUCCUCCAUUCCUCCCUCACCAGGCGACGGCUUCGGCCCGUCCGCGUGGGCGGCAGCGGCAGCGGCAGGCCCGAGGUCAUGGGCCAGAUCCGGCACGCCCGCGACGGUUUCGGGCGGCAGCAGCGGAGGCGGGGAUGAUCCCGAGGUCGUGCGCCAGAUCGAUACGCCCGCCACCGCCCCUCCUCCCCCAUCCCCCCUUCCCUUCUCACCAGGCGACUGUUUCGGCCCAUCCGCGUGGGCGGAGGCGGGAAUAAUCCCGAGGUCGUGCGCCAGAUCCAGCACGCCCGUCUCCGCGAAGUCCGACAGCAGCGCGUGGGGAACACUCAGCGCGCCCUGCGGGGAGCCCUGCGCCUGCGCCUGCGCGUGCGGUUGCGGAGCGUCUCUGUGCGAGGCGGUGGAUUCGGGCGCAACGGACGCCGCGGCGUUCGCCCCGCGCGCGUCUGUAGCGGGCUCGCCCCCGCCACUGCCGGGUCUUGUCGCGCGAGCGUCUGUAGCGGCGGACGGCACAGGGCUCGUCGCACGAUCGUCCGCGGCGGAAGGAGCCGACGCGGCGUCAUUCCGCGCGCCGCCAGCCGGCUGUACGCGAGCGAAGCGGUUGUUGGAGUCGUACGAGGCGAACGGCAAGCGACUCGAACCUGGAGUUUGCGUCAUGCUGCGGCCACCCAGCCCCAAGACCCCCUCAUACAUUGCGCGAAUUGAGAAAAUCGAAUCUGAUGCUGCGGGUCGAGUCAAGAUGUGGUGCCGCUGGUACUACCGGCCAGAGGAGUCUAUAGGGGGGCGUCGGUGCUUCCAUGGAGUUAAGGAGCUAUUUCUGUCCGAUCACUAUGACGGUUGCUAUCCAGAGGCGGUGGAGGGCGUGUGUUCUGUGCACAACCUGAAGGAUUACGCUUACUUGGACGUGGUUGAGGAGGAGGACUUCUUCUGCCGGUUCGAGUACAACGCGUCAACAGGAAUGUUCGCGCCAGAGAGUGUUGCAGUUUUAUCCCUUGCUCUCCCAUUCUCUCUUGCCCCGCCCAUUCUCUCGCGCCCCUUCCAUUCUCCCUUACCCUUCCCAUUCUGUCGUGCUCCUCCUUUUCUAUCUUACCCCUCCCAUUCUCUCUUACCCCUCCGAUCCCCUCUUGCCCUUCACAUAUUCUCUUGCACCUCCCAUUCUCUCUUGCCCGUCCCAUUCUCGCGUGUCCCUCCCAUCUUCCCUGCUGAGAAUUCCCAAUGCCUGGUCCCCCCGGGCCAUCAAGACGUUCGCAUGGCGGAGCUGGAGGCUCGGAGGCUCGGCUGGUCCGCGCGGGCCAUCAAGACCUGGUCCGCCCGGGCCAUCAAGACGUUCGGCAUGGCGGAGCUGGAGGCUCGGAAGCUCAAGUACCCCACCACUGGCACGGAGGCGCUGCUGAUGGGCAUGCUCACAGAAGGCACCAACUACGGCGCGCGGUUCAUGCGCGCAAACGGCAUCAAGCUGAUGGACCUGCGGGUGAGGACGGUGGAGCUGCUGGGCAAGGCGGACAUGUACUACUUCAGUGCCGAGCACCCGCCGCUCACUGAGCCCGCCCUGGCCGCGCUGCAGUGGGCCAUCGCCAAGCACAAGGAGCUCGGGCGGACGGGGGAGAUCUCAACGGCGCUCAUCCUGCUGGGCAUCUGGGAGCAGCGCGAGUGUGCCGGCCACAAGCUGCUCGCCCAGCUCGGCUUCCACGAUGCCCUCGCCUCGCAACUCACUGCUGAUCUUUCAGCGGUCGCUGCCUAG
Messenger RNA from Closterium sp. NIES-65, 2757 nucleotides. Lineage: Eukaryota; Viridiplantae; Streptophyta; Zygnematophyceae; Desmidiales; Closteriaceae. The record is from the annotation of a GenBank genome assembly.